GCUUCUGGUGGGGAGCUGAACCCAUGUGCUCAGUUGCUAGGCAUAUGGAGAGCAUCAUGCUCUUCACCUUGCUGGGACUGUGUGUGGGGCUGGCAGCUGGCACAGAGGCUGCAGUGGUGAAGGACUUCGACGUAAGCAAGUUUUUAGGCUUCUGGUAUGAAAUUGCCCUUGCCUCCAAGAUGGGUGCAUACGGCUUGGCACACAAGGAGGAGAAGAUGGGAGCCAUGGUGGUCGAGCUGAAAGAGAACCUUCUGGCUCUGACCACCACCUAUUACAAUGAGGGCCACUGUGUGCUGGAGAAGGUUGCAGCCACUCAGGUGGACGGUUCAGCGAAGUACAAAGUCACCAGAAUAUCAGGAGAGAAAGAAGUUGUUGUUGUAGCCACAGACUACAUGACGUAUACCGUGAUUGAUGUCACCUCUCUGGUGGCCGGGGCAGUACAUCGAGCCAUGAAACUGUACAGCCGGAGCUUGGACAACAAUGGGGAAGCUCUGAAUAAUUUCCAGAAGAUAGCCUUGAAGCAUGGGUUUUCAGAAACAGAUAUACACACUCUCAAGCAUGACUAGACCACACUUUCCAGCUCCAGGUGAAGAGCUGAGCAUAUAGGGGCAAGCCGCCUGUGCAGGCUUCAUACAUGUCCACGGUGACCCUGCUGAAUGAAAAUGCAUUGCAUUUUUCUGUGAAUACUCUGUAAUGGACACACCUCAUAUAGCUGGAUCAGGGUCCACCCACUGAUGGACUGAUUUGUCACAGCCUCGUCCUCACUCUGGAGCCAUCUACUGUCUCUUAUGAUCUGGAAACAGCCCUCGCAUGUCCCAAGCAGAGAUGAGGGCAGUAGCUCUCUUAAAUGGAAGGGGGGGUGGUGCCUAUAUUUUCCUUUUUUAAAAAUUUAUUAUAUGUAAGUACACUG
Molecule: messenger RNA, 910 nt
Organism: Mus caroli (Ryukyu mouse)
Lineage: Eukaryota; Metazoa; Chordata; Mammalia; Rodentia; Muridae
Source: RefSeq, a predicted model, not a curated record